Molecule: messenger RNA, 3425 nt
Organism: Cydia amplana
Lineage: Eukaryota; Metazoa; Arthropoda; Insecta; Lepidoptera; Tortricidae
Gene: emb
Product: exportin-1
Exons: 4
Coding region: 234-3413 (1059 amino acids)
Biological process (GO): ribosomal small subunit export from nucleus; protein export from nucleus; ribosomal large subunit export from nucleus
Cellular component (GO): cytoplasm; nucleus
Molecular function (GO): nuclear export signal receptor activity; small GTPase binding
Source: RefSeq, a predicted model, not a curated record
AUAACAAGACGAUAAUAACCAUAGACAAAAAUAAUGCGACAUGUAAGUACGCUUUUUCAAGCUUCAUGAAAACAACGGACUAUGAAGUGUGUAUGGAAGUGCGUUAGACUGAUUGCGCCGCAAAUUACUUUCUAGUGUGGCACGAGGUGAGGAAUGAAUGUGAAUAAAUCAUCAGCCUGAUUUGGUUAUUAAUAAGAGAAACGAAGACAAAACAUUUUUUUUUCAAGAUCACAAUGACAACUUUAGAGCAACAAGCUUCCAAACUUUUGGAUUUUAACCAAAAGUUAGACAUUACUUUACUGGAUAAUAUUGUGGGAUGCCUGUACUCGACCGUAGGAGAGCAGCAACGCAUCGCGCAGGACAUUCUGACCACACUUAAAGAACACCCCGAUGCCUGGACUCGGGUUGAUACAAUUCUGGAGUUCUCACAGAAUCAGGAAACAAAAUACUAUGCUUUACAAAUAUUAGAACAAGUGAUACAGACGAGAUGGAAAGUUCUCCCGAGAAAUCAAUGUGAAGGAAUAAAAAAGUACAUUGUGGGUCUCAUCAUAAAGAACUCAUCUGAUCCUGUCACUAUGGAAAGCAACAAAGUAUUUUUGAAGAAGCUUAAUUUGAUUCUGAUUCAAGUUUUGAAAAGAGAAUGGCCGCACAACUGGGAAACAUUCAUUAGUGAUAUUGUGGGUGCCUCAAAGACCAACGAAAGCCUUUGCCAAAACAACAUGGUGAUCCUCAAGCUCCUGAGUGAGGAAGUUUUUGUGUUCAGUACCGGCCAGCUCACUCAGACCAAAACCAAACAUCUGAAAGAUACCAUGUGUUCUGAAUUUAGCCAAAUAUUCCAGCUCUGUCAAUUUGUACUUGAGAAUUCACAAAAUGCCCCACUCGUGGAAGCCACGCUUCACACUCUAUUAAGAUUUUUGAAUUGGAUCCCAUUAGGCUAUAUUUUUGAGAUGAAACUCAUAAGCACACUAAUAUUUAAGUUCCUCAGUGUGCCGCUGUUCAGAAAUGUGACUCUGAGUUGCUUGACUGAGAUUGCAGGUGUGACUGUUAGCAAUUACGAAGAUCAGUUUGUUGCCCUGUUAGUUCAGACGAUGGACCAGCUGGAGGUGAUGCUGCCACUCACCACUAACAUCCGGGAUGCCUAUGCUACUGGACGUGACCAAGAACAAGUGUUCAUCCAAAAUCUUGCACUGUUUCUUUGCACCUACUUGAAGGAACAUUGUCAACUUAUUGAAAGACGAGGAUUGACAAAUACAUUGAUGAAUGCCUUGCGCUAUCUUGUGCUGAUUUCGGAAGUGGAAGAAGUAGAAAUUUUCAAGAUCUGUCUGGAAUUUUGGAAUUCUUUAGCUGCUGAUUUGUACAAAAUUGCCCCUUGUUCCCAAUCAUCAAAUCUAGUUCUGGGCAAAAGUAUGGGCAGGAAAGCUCUGUAUGCUGAUGUACUGAGCAGCGUGCGCUACAUCAUGAUCUCGAGGAUGGCCAAGCCUGAGGAGGUCCUGGUAGUUGAGAAUGAAAAUGGUGAGGUAGUGAGGGAAUUUAUGAAGGAUACAGAUUCUAUCAAUUUGUAUAAAAAUAUGAGAGAAACGCUAGUGUACCUUACUCAUUUAGACUACCAAGAUACAGAACGGAUUAUGACAGAGAAAUUGCAGGCUCAAGUGCAUGGCUCUGAGUGGUCUUGGAAGAACCUGAAUACAUUGUGCUGGGCCAUUGGCUCUACGUCGGGUGCAAUGAUGGAAGAGGAUGAGAAGCGCUUUUUGGUAGUGGUGAUUAAAGAAUUAUUGGGUUUGUGUGAGCAGAAAAAGGGCAAAGACAAUAAGGCUAUAAUUGCUAGUAACAUCAUGUAUGUUGUAGGACAAUACCCGCGCUUCCUCAGGGCUCACUGGAAGUUCCUGAAAACUGUUGUAAAUAAACUUUUCGAAUUCAUGCACGAAACUCACGACGGCGUACAGGAUAUGGCUUGUGAUACGUUUAUUAAAAUCGCAUUGAAAUGUCGUCGCCACUUUGUUACCACACAGGUUGGCGAAGCAUGCCCAUUUAUAGAGGAGAUUUUGAGCACAAUCAGUUCCAUUAUUUGUGACUUGCAAACUCUUCAAGUUCACACAUUCUAUGAGGCUGUUGGAUACAUGAUUAGCGCACAAGUGGACCAAGUUGCCCAGGAGCAAUUGAUUGAAAAGUACAUGUGUCUGCCCAACCAGGUGUGGGAUGAUAUAAUUUCGCAGGCAUCCCAUAAUGUGGAUAUUUUGAAAGACCCUGAGGCUGUCAAACAGUUGGUCAGCAUCCUAAAAACGAACGUGCGUGCCUGUCGCGCUCUCGGGCAUCCAUAUGUCGUGCAACUCGGCCGAAUAUAUCUUGACAUGCUGAACGUCUACAAAGUUAUGUCAGAAAACAUAAGUCAAGCGAUUGCACUGAAUGGUGUCGCCGUCACGAAGCAGCCUCUUAUUAAAAACAUGAGAAUUAUCAAAAAGGAAACACUGAAGCUCAUCUCUAGCUGGGUUUCACGCUCCACAGACAAUAGCAUGGUACUGGAGAACUUCAUUCCGCCCCUUCUAGAUGCCGUUCUACUAGACUACCAGAGAACCGCAGUUCCAGACGCGAGAGAACCCGAAGUAUUAUCAUGCAUGGCAGCCAUAGUGUAUAAGCUGGGAGGCCACAUCACGUCAGAGGUUCCGAAGAUAUUUGACGCAGUUUUCGAAUGCACCUUGGAGAUGAUAAACAAGGAUUUCGAGGAGUACCCGGAUCACCGGACAGAGUUCUUCUUGCUGCUACAGGCUGUGAACACAAACUGUUUCAAGGCAUUCCUGAGUAUACCGCCGGCGCAGUUCAAGCUCGUGUUGGAUUCUAUAAUUUGGGCGUUCAAGCACACGAUGCGUAACGUGGCCGACACGGGGCUGCAGAUCCUGCACCGGUUGCUGCAGAACGUGGAGCAGCACCCGCAGGCGGCGCAGAGCUUCUACCAGACGUACCUGUGCGACAUCCUGGAGCACGUGUUCAGCGUGGUCACGGACACGUCGCACGGCGCGGGGCUCACCAUGCACGCCACCAUCCUGGCGUACAUCUUCUCGCUGGUGGAGGCGGGCCGCGUCACGGUGCCGCUCGGCCCUACGCCUGACAAUGUCCUCUACAUACAGGACUAUGUGGCUAACCUCUUGAAAACUGCAUUUUCUCAUUUGACGGACAAUCAAAUAAAGAUCACCGUGCAAGGGCUGUUCAACCUGGACCAGGAUAUUCCAGCCUUCAAGGACCACUUGAGAGACUUCUUAGUUCAGAUAAGAGAAUACACGGGCGAGGACGACAGCGACCUGUACCUGGAGGAGCGGCUGUUUGCGCUGCGGCAGGCGCAGGAGGAGAAGCGGCGCGUGCAGCUGUCCGUGCCCGGCAUGCUCAACCCGCACGAGCUGCCCGAGGAGAUGCAGGACUAGGCCGGCCCGGCU